Molecule: messenger RNA, 1460 nt
Organism: Oreochromis aureus
Lineage: Eukaryota; Metazoa; Chordata; Actinopteri; Cichliformes; Cichlidae
Product: leukocyte elastase inhibitor-like
Exons: 7
Coding region: 176-1321 (381 amino acids)
Biological process (GO): negative regulation of endopeptidase activity
Molecular function (GO): serine-type endopeptidase inhibitor activity
Source: RefSeq, a predicted model, not a curated record
UGUCUUCGUUUUAUGUGUGUGGGAAUAAAGUAGCUUGUAGUUUGAUAUAAGCGAGCAGAGAGUCGCUGUUGACAAGUUUCUGAAACGGGCUGCGUGUCGGGUGUCUUAGCUUCAGUUGGUGGGGCGGUUGUUUCUGUCUGUAUGCACUCUCCUGAAAAGGAAAACACCAUCAGCCAUGUCCGCCGUCAGCAGCUCAAACACAGCCUUUGCCUUGGAGCUGUUCCGCACUCUGAGCCAGACAAACCCUGCUGGGAACAUCUUUGUCUCUCCUCUGAGCAUCAGCUCAGCCCUGGCCAUGGUCUACCUGGGAGCUAAAGGAGACACUGCAGCUCAGAUUGCUCAGGCCCUCUCAUUCAGCUCAGGUGAAGGCGUCCAUGCAGACUUCCAGAAACUGAACGCUGACAUCAACUCACCGUCUGCAUCCUACAUCCUGAAACUAGCCAACCGUCUUUAUGGAGAAAACACUGCCCACUUCCUCCCAGACUUCCUUGAAGCCACACAGAAGUACUACCAGGCAGACCUGAAGGCUGUGGACUUCAUCGGAGCUCCAGAGGCGUGCAGAGCAGAGAUCAACAGCUGGGUCGAGCAGCAGACAGAAAAUAAGAUAAAAGACCUUCUGAAGCCAGAAACAGUCAACGCAGAUACCAGACUGGCUCUGGUCAAUGCUGUCUACUUCAAGGGCAACUGGAGGAACCCAUUUGAGGAGGCAAACACCAAAGAGAUGCCCUUUAAAAUCAGACAGAAUGAGACCGUACCAGUCCAGAUGAUGUACCAGUGGAAGAAGCUUCCCUACAACUACAUUCCUGACCAUGAUUUGCAGAUCCUGGAGCUGCCCUAUGUGGCUGAGGAGCUCAGCAUGUUCAUUCUGCUGCCUAAGGAGUCCUCAGAUGGCUCAGACCCUCUGCUGAAGCUGGAGAAGGAGCUAACACAGGAGAGACUGAAUGAAUGGACCGACAGGAAAAACAUGAGCACCUAUUCAGAAGUUGUCCUUCACCUGCCAAAGUUCAAGCUGGAGGAAGACUACAAGCUGAAUGAACCUCUGGCUAAACUGGGUAUGAAGGACGUGUUCUGUGCAGGAAGGGCUGACCUGUCUGGCAUGAACGGUGAAGGGGGGCUCUUCCUGUCUACGGUGGCCCACAAGGCCUUUGUGGAGGUGAAUGAGGAGGGCACAGAGGCCGCAGCAGCCACAGGUGCUGUGAUCACCGCUUGUUGUUAUAUACCGGACACACACUUCAGAGCAGAUCACCCCUUCCUUUUCUUCAUCAGACACAAUAAGACCAAGUCCAUCCUGUUCUUUGGCAGAUUCUCAUCUCCUCAGUAGACAGAAGCAGCAGAGGAAGAUGAUGUUGCAAUUCCAAUAAAUACAUCUCUGAAAUAAAGCACAUUGAGUUUUGUGUUGUGAUGUUUUGCUAAUUAUAAAACUGUAUUUUUCACUGAAAUAUUAAACUACUUAUCAGACA